Molecule: messenger RNA, 845 nt
Organism: Pocillopora verrucosa
Lineage: Eukaryota; Metazoa; Cnidaria; Anthozoa; Scleractinia; Pocilloporidae
Source: RefSeq, a predicted model, not a curated record
UAUUGUUCCUUUGAGUUUGCCAAGGAAUCUUGCGAAAUGGCCUCCAACAAACGAGACCUUAUAAUUAUCUCGAUCGCUCAGCUUGUAAUUGCAGGUAUCCUCUUCGUUCUCGGAAUGGUAGACCAUUUUGAAGUUCGCUUCAUGUAUGCCAGUCUCAUAUUGAUGCCAAUUUGGAUUGCCCUUCUUGUCAUACCCAUCGGCAUCAUGGGAUUGGUUUUAGCCGUGAACAGAUCCAGACCCUCCUCUGCUUUGAUGAGCGGCCUGAGGUCAGUGAGCAUUGCAUGUGUCGCUGUAUCAGUAUUAACCAUAUAUAUCUCUGCGAUUGCACUUAAUACCAUAUUGAUCAUCAAAUACUGGGUAGCACAAACUGGUAGUGACCAGAAAUUUAGAUGGUUCGUUGAUAAAGACGCAGAAAUCGAGUUCCAGAAAGAGGAAAAAACCAUGAUAGCUGUACAUGUCUUGAUUAUCAUGUGCUCCAUCCUCGAAAUUAUACUUGCCAUGGCAAGUGUCCAAACCGGCAAGGCCAUGGCUAAGGAGCCACAGGACACUCAGGCAAGCGUUGCCUAUCGUCAAGUGGCAGUGGAUGGUGUCCCUCUGUUGUUCUCGAGUUCAGAUCAAGAGGCAGCUUAAAUGGUAUCAGUUCCAUACACUGCUGUACAGAGGGCGACCAGAUGUAAUCCAUUGCUUUUUUAACGCCAUGAUAGUAAAUUAAUUGUUAAAACCAAAAAACCGAGAAUGUUAUUAGAAGUAGUUUUAGUAGUAUAAUAUAAGUAGUAUUUGGAUUUUUAUAUUUUUAUAUUAGUUAGUUUUUAAUCUUAACUUAUUUUAAAUUUAUACACCUUCAA